AUGAAUAAUAUUUUGAAAUAUGCUAAAAAAAAAAACUCCAACCCAAAUGAAAUAACACAAGAAGAUGAUCAAACAACUGCAAAUUGCAUAAGCAUUAGUGACAUAAAUAUAAAUGACAUUGAAGAAAAUAUAAUCACUAGAAAUAACAAUGAAAAUAAUAAAAAAAAUGGCAAAAAAAUAGAAUAUUAUUUAUAUGACGUCGAAUCAUAUAAUAGUAAUGAUACAACCCUAAACAGUGUUAUAGAUUUAAACUCAAUCAAGUCACAUUAUUUACCAGAAAAUAAGAAGAAAAAUUUAAAAAAGAAUGCAAGUAAUUAUAUAAAAAAUCAUUUACAAAAAUAUAAAAAGAAAUAUAAAGUAUUACCUGAAGAGAAUUUAGAUCAUGAUACUAGUUAUGAAGAAUCAGUAAAAAAUGAUAAUAAUGAUUACGAUGCUUAUGAACUUAAAGAAAUAAAAAACGAUAAAAUAAAUAAUGAUUUUGCACCAUCACAAAAAAAAAAUUCGAAAAAAAAUUCAUUUAUAGAUAUAAUCAAAUUUAUUUUCUAUAUCUCCUGUAUAUUUACAUUCGGUUCAUUUGGUACAACUAUAACCAAAUAUAUAAUUUUUGUAAAAAAGUUUAACUAUACGCAAAUAGUUUCAACUCUCGAGUUUCUUGUGAUGUAUUUGAUACUUAAAACGUUCAUUUUUUUCGCAAAAAUUAAAAGUUCAACAAGCCUAACGAAGAGGCAGUACAUAAGAUAUAUAGUUUUAAUAUCCGCCCUUCUUGGUUUAAGUUCCAUAACAGGAAAUAGUUCUUAUUCAUAUCUGGAAAUUCCAGCUAUUUCGGUCAUUAAAUCGAGUUCCUUGGUUUUGAUAUAUUGCCUUUCUAUAAAAUAUGGCUUAAAGAAAUUUAAAUGUUCUCUGCUCAUAUCAAUUCUCACAAUUUUAAUGGGAGUCAUAAUGAGCAUUACGACAUUAAAAAUAGAUAGCCUAUUUGGAGUAUUCCUACUUAUUAUAUAUGUCAUUUCUGCAUCAUAUAAAUGGGUUUUUACCGACAUGCUGUUAAAAUCGACAUCGAUGAAAGCUCACGUAAUUUUAUUGCAUAUAUAUCAAAUAUCUAUGCUAAUUAUAGCUAUUCCGACGUUGUUAAUCGAUAUGCCGUGUCUUAUUAAUGAUUACAACAAUAACAUUUUGACAAUCGGUCAAAUAUUUGCAUCACUUGGUUUUGUAUCUCUCAGUGCAGUGAUGAACAUAUUUUUAAUUUUAGCAGAAUUUUCAUUGAUUUCUCAUACAUCCUCAGUAACGCUUAGUAUAAUUUGUAUAGGAAGAGAAGCUAUAAUUUUAAUUAUUGGAUCGAUAUUUUUUGGCGAAAAUAUUGAUCUAAAGUCGUCUAUUGGAAUUGGAAUUUCUAUGUUUGGUACUAUAUUAUAUGGAUGGGCUUCGAAUUGA
This is a messenger RNA of Plasmodium vinckei vinckei, 1428 nucleotides long. Its product is annotated as phosphate translocator, putative. Bases 1 to 1428 code for a protein of 475 amino acids. Gene Ontology annotation, cellular component: Golgi apparatus. Gene Ontology annotation, molecular function: antiporter activity. The record is from RefSeq and is a predicted model, not a curated record. NCBI's taxonomy places the organism in Eukaryota, Apicomplexa, Aconoidasida, Haemosporida, Plasmodiidae. The transcript is spliced from 10 exons.